Molecule: messenger RNA, 606 nt
Organism: Lottia gigantea (owl limpet)
Lineage: Eukaryota; Metazoa; Mollusca; Gastropoda; Lottiidae
Exons: 2
Coding region: 1-606 (201 amino acids)
Source: RefSeq, a predicted model, not a curated record
AUGUGGACUAUUGAAGACGGGCAACGCCAUGCAGGUUAUCUUACAGCUGUUCAAACAUCCUUGUGUGGAUUAAUUACUAUUGGCUAUACCCCUAAAAAGAAAUGUAAAACAAAAACAAAUUUGAUAAAAACAUAUUUAGAUAAAUUAUUUAUCUUUUUUGAAAGAAGUAAAUCAGACAAAAUAAUAACAAUAGAAAAACUAGAAGAAUUUAAUGAAAUAUUAAAUGAAUUACUAAUUAAAAUUGAUUCUUUUGAUAAAUUGAUAAAUUUUCAAAAAAUCAUGGGAAAAUACCCAAAGAAAAAUCAGUAUGAAAUGGGAGCACGAAUUAAACAGCUAAAAGCUACCAAACAAGUGCGCAAACCACCUAAAUUUGUAAUAAAACGAAAACCACCUAAAUUUGUAAUAAAACGAAAACCACCUAAAUUUAGAUCUAUUAAAGAGACAAAAUCUGAAGAAGAGAUUGAAAAUGAAUUAUUUGAUUACGUGAUUCGUGACAUGAUUGAUAAAUUUAAUACUUUUAAAGGUCAAAUUGAAAUCAAUGGAGAAAUUUUUCAAGAUGGUAAAUUUAAGCAAAAUUUUCAAUUAGCGUUUUCAAUGAUAAAAUGA